GGCCCCGGCGGAGCUGCGGGGAGCCGGGGAUCCGCGAGCCGGAGCCUCCCGGCCUGUCCGGCCUGCCCUGCCGCUGGGGCCUACGCGACCGCGGCGAGAGUGCGGGGAGGAGGCCGUGCGAUUCCCGCCCUGGGAGGCGAGGGGCGCGGGCCGGGCACCGCUGGGGGGACGGCCGAAGACUUAGGGGCCCCUUGAACGGAGGCUGCGGGCUUCGCGGGCAGCCACCAUGUUCAACCAGCAGCAGCAGCAGCAGCUCCAGCAGUUCCAGCAGCAGCAGCAGCAGCUUCAGCAGCAACAGCUUCAGCAGCAGCAGCUACAACAGCAGCAGUUGCUGCAGCUCCAGCAGCUGCUCCAGCAGUCCCCUCCGCAGGCUCCUCUGCCCAUGGCCGUCAGCCGGGGGCUCCCCCAGCAGCAACCACAGCAGCAGCUCCUGAAUCUCCAGGGCACCAGCUCCGCCUCCCUCCUCAACGGCUCUGUGCUGCAGAGAGCUUUGCUUCUGCAGCAGUUGCAAGGACUGGACCAGUUUGCAAUGCCACCAGCGACAUAUGAGAGUGCCGGUCUCACUGUGCCCACGGCAACAUUGGGUAACCUGCGCAGCUACAACCUGGCCGCCCCCAACCUGCCAGCCCCCAGCCUCACCCCCCCGCAGCUGGCUCCCCCAAAUCUGCAGCAGUUCUUUCCCCAGGCCACUCGGCAGUCCCUGCUGGGCCCUCCUCCUGUCGGGGUUCCCAUGAACCCCUCCCAGCUCAACCUUUCAGGGCGGAACCCCCAGAAACAGGCCCGGACCUCCUCCUCCACCACCCCCAAUCGCAAGACAGUUCCUGUGGAGGGCAGAUCGGACCCCCCAGAGGCUGAAGAAGCUGCAGAGCCCCGAACUGAUACACCCAAAGACCAAGAUGCUCCCUGCUGCCCUGACAGCAUCACUAAGGAGAAACGCACCCCAGCACCUGAGCCUGAGUCUCGUGAGGCAUCUGAGCCACCAGCUAAAAAGUCCAAGAGCUCAGAGGAGCCCACAGAGAAGGGUCCCCCAGGGCAACUGCAGGCAAAGGUCCAGCUACAGACCCGGAUGACACAGACCCCUGAGCUGCUGCCUGAGCCCCUGGAAGCCCGAGUGCUGCCACCAUUUCAGCCACGGGUUCUGCAAAUCCAAGCCCAGGUGCAGCCGCAGACCCAGCCACAGACGCUACCUUUGAGUGCCCAUGUGCAGCCAAAGCUGCAGAAGCAGGCCCAGACACAGACCUCUCCAGAGCACUUAAGGCCGCAGCAGGUGCAGCUGCAGCUGCAGAAGGAGGCAGAGCCACAGAAACAGGUGCAGCCGCAGGUGCAUUCACAGUCCCCAAGGCAGGCACAGCCAGAACCGCAGAAGCAGGCACAGACACAGACGUCUCCGCAGAUCCCAACAGAAGAACAGCUAAGGAUCCGGCCACUGGAGCAGCCGCCAGAGCAAGCUCUAGUGCAGUUGCCAGUGCAGCCACCAGAGCCUGCGCAGAGACCGUCUCAGACCCAGCCACAGGUAUCGGUGCCGCCAUCAGAUAAAGCACCGGUUCCGGUUCACUCCACAGUGCUGGACACACCGCCCGAGAUGGUAGAAGCUGGAGCAGGCCUGGAGGAUGCCUCACCAGAGCCAGUGGGUGCCCAGGUCAGCGUGGAGGAGAGCCAGGCGGAGUUGACCGGUGGCCUGGAUGUGGGAGAAUGUGAAAAAAGAGCAAGAGAGAUGCUGGGGGUGUGGGGUGCCGGGGGCUCCCUGAAGGUCACCAUUCUGCAGAGCAGUGAUAGCCGGGCCUUCAGCACUGUACCCCUCACCCCGGCCCGGGCCAGCGACUCCACCUCGGCCACCCCUGCCGCAGCCAGCACGCCCUCUAAGCAGGCCCUUCAGUUCUUCUGCUACAUCUGCAAAGCCAACUGCAGCAGCCAGCAGGAGUUCCAGGACCACAUGCUGGGGGCUCAGCACCAGCAGCGGCUCGGAGAGAUCCAGCACAUGAGCCAAGCCUGCCUCCUGUCCCUGCUGCCUGUGCCCCGGGACGUCCUGGAGAGAGAAGACGAAGAGCCUCCGCCGAGGCGCUGGUGCAACACCUGCCAGCUCUACUACGUGGGGGACCUGAUCCAGCACCGCAGGACACAGGACCACAAGAUCGCCAAACAGUCCCUGCGACCUUUCUGCACUGUUUGCAACCGCUACUUCAAGACCCCCCGCAAGUUUGUGGAACAUGUGAAGUCCCAGGGGCAUAAGGACAAAGCAAAGGAGCUGAAGAUGCUGGAGAAGGAGAUAGCCGGCCAAGACGAGGACCACUUCAUCACAGUGGACGCCGUGGGCUGCUUCGAGGGUGAUGAGGACGAGGAGGAGGAAGAUGAGGACGAAGACGACAUCGAGGUCGAGGAGGAAUUCUGCAAGCAGGUGAGAUCCCGAGAUAUCUCCAUAGAGGAGUGGAAAGGCUCGGAGACCUACAGUCCCAACACCGCAUAUGGUGUCGACUUCCUGGUACCCGUGAUGGGCUACAUCUGCCGCAUUUGCCACAAGUUCUACCACAGCAACUCGGGGGCCCAGCUUUCCCACUGCAAGUCCUUGGCCCACUUUGAGAACCUGCAGAAAUACAAGAAGGCCAAGAAUCCCAGCCCCACCACCAGGCCCGUGAGCCGCCGGUGUGCCAUCAAUGCCCGCAACGCCCUGACUGCUCUGUUCACCUCCAGCGGCCGCACACCCACCCAGGACACAGCCAAAACCCCCAGCAAGGUGACAGCCCAACCCCCUCAGCCCCCACUACCCCGACGCUCGAGCCGCCUCAAAACCUGAUGGAGGGGGCGCCCCACACCCACCCCGUCUGGGUCCAGAUCUGCUAAGCUUCUUAGGAAUCUGUGUGGAGACUUUGACAUGGUGUUUUACUCAAAAUCAAAUAAAAAAAGGUAGUUUGGGAGUUCCCAUCGUGGCACAGCAGAAACGAAUCCAACUAGGAACCAUGAGGUUGUGGGUUCGAUCCCUGGCCUCCCUCAGUGGGUUAAGGAUCUGGCAUUGCCAUGAGCUGUGGUGUAGGUCACAGACGCGGCUUGGAUCCCAUGUUGUUGUGGCCGUGGUGUAGGCCGGCAGCCGUAGCUCCAUUAGACCCCUAGCCUGGGAACCUCCAUAUGCCAUGGGUCCCACCCUAAAUUAAAAAAAAAAAAAGGUAGUUUUGGGGUCUAGUCCUGAGCAGGGCACGGGGGGUUGGUGCCCAGCCAGCUCCCCGCCUCUGUAGGUAGUGUGGUGGUAGAACUAGGUCAAAGACAGGCUCUGAACCAGGGACUCGGGGAUUCUAAGGUGUAACCUCUCUGAGCCUCGGUUUCCCUCUUAAUAAUGUGUCAGCUAGGAAAGUGCUACCUUCAAGUACGAUCUCAUUUAAUCUUCACCAUGACCUCAAGGUCUGUUUGUUAGCCCCAAAUUACAAAUGAACAAACGGAGCCCUAGCAAGGUCACGUGCUUGCUGAAGGUCCUACAUCUGAGGUGUGGCCAGGAUUUGAUGCCAGGCCUGAGCUCUGGGCCCCCGGGCUGGCCUCUCUGUAGCUGGACCCCACAGAAGUCAAAGUGCAGGAGUGGGGGCCCGCGCUGCUCCAAGUUCAUGGUUUACUAGCUGGAACCCCACCCUUCUUGUCAGGCGACCUUAUGAUGAAUCAUUAGCGAAUGGGGCCCAGGCUGAGCUGGCUCUAGUUCUCCUUCCCCACCAGGAAAGACCCUUGGGGACAGACCAGCAGCCCAACCCUGUUCCUGGCCAGCGGGGGAAACUGAGGCCAAGAGUGGGACGGUGCUACCCAAGGUGGCCCAGCCUAUCUUGGCGUCGGCUGUCUUAGUGAAAGGCCCUAGAACACAGAGAAGCUGAGCACAGCACAUGGGGUUGCACAGCAUUGUCCGACGCUGUCUCAGCUGGGCUGGGCAAGUAGCUGCUGGCCAGGGGCACACCAGGCGGGGAGGAAGCCCUGACCUCACCUGGACCUCCGUGUCCAGAAAUACAAGAAGGCGGAGACCCACAGCGCUACCACCAGGCCUAUGAGCCGUCAGUACAUGGUCGGUGCCUGGGGUUCCUCCACUGCCCUGUUUGCCUCUGGCAGCCCCUGGGGCCCUCAUCCCGGGAUACAGAGGAGAGAGGCACCGUGGUUUUGGAGACCCAUUUAAUGUGGACACUCAAGGCCUGGGCAGAGUGGGAAAUGUCCAGGAGUUGGGCAGGCAGGCAAGGUGGAUGGGUGCAGGCCCACCCCUGGCCCCAGGAGGGGGAGGCCGGCAGGUGGGGAGGCCGGCCCAGGCACGCCAAGGGAAGGACCAGAAGGGCGGCCUAGGCAGGCAGACCAGCGGGAGAUCUGUAGGCCGGCCUUCGAGAAGGUACCUAAGCCAGGCAGUGAGUGCUCAGCCAGAGCCUGGCUCAGGGAGGCAGGGUUGGGGCCUGGCUGGGAGCUCCCAGAGCCUAGGGGCUGGCAUCGCUGGGGGCCUCCCCGAGCUGCUGCUGGAAUUCAAGGCGCGUCUGCCGGUUGGAUUCAAGCAGCUCCUGGAGGCGGGCGUGGAGGUGGUCAUUCUUCUCCUCCAGGUGGUCCAGACAGGAGUUGAUCUGGUCCAACAUGGAGUUGAUGGCAGCAUAUUCUGGGAAGAAGGGAGAAGAGAGUCAAGGUCCCAUAUCUCCUCAGAGCUCACAGGCACCCUCCUCUCCACCACUGUCCCCCAGCCUGCCUCUCGAAGGGCUUUGGGCAAGCCCCUGUUUGUUCCUGAGCCUUGGUGUCACCAUCUGGAAAAUGGGUGGAUAUCAAAAGAGGAAAUGCUUUGGAAAAUA
Sus scrofa (pig) is the source of this 4784-nucleotide messenger RNA. It is a transcript of the gene CIZ1, whose product is annotated as CDKN1A interacting zinc finger protein 1. NCBI's taxonomy places the organism in Eukaryota, Metazoa, Chordata, Mammalia, Artiodactyla, Suidae. The record is from RefSeq and is a predicted model, not a curated record. Gene Ontology annotation, molecular function: zinc ion binding; nucleic acid binding. Gene Ontology annotation, cellular component: nucleus.